Parnassius mnemosyne (clouded apollo) is the source of this 561-nucleotide messenger RNA. Lineage: Eukaryota; Metazoa; Arthropoda; Insecta; Lepidoptera; Papilionidae. The record is from the annotation of a GenBank genome assembly.
AUGAUGGCUAAUGAUAUAAAAACAACAUUGACUGACCGUAUGGCUGGGUUUGAAUCAUUUUCCAUAACAUUAGACGAGAGCACCGAUUUGUCUGACACAGAUCAACUGGCUAUAUUUAUUCGAGGUGUUGAUAAGGAAUUCACUGUUACUGAGGAAUUGCUUGCUUUACAGCCGCUAAAAGGAACCACUACAGGAAAGGAUAUUUUUAUUGAAGUUCAAAAGGUAUUCACAAGUUUUGGCUUGCCAUGGUCAAAAUUAAUUGGAGUAUGCAGUGAUGGUGCACCUUCUAUGGUCGGCUUACGUAAAGGUUUCAUCGGAAUUUUGAAUGAAAAAGCAACAGAAUUAAAUGUACAAAAAGAUGAUUCGAUAGUCCUUCAUUGCAUUAUCCACCAACAGAACUUGUGUUCUAAGUCCAUUCGAUUCCAGAAUGUUAUGAAUGUGGUAGUAAAAACCAUCAAUUUUAUUCAAUCCCGAGGGCUUAACCAUCGUCAGUUCAAGACGUUUUUGGGUGAAAUAUCAGCUGAAUAUAACGACGUAAGAUAUUAUUGUGAAUUCAGAUAG